This is a messenger RNA of Papaver somniferum (opium poppy), 1892 nucleotides long. Its product is annotated as berberine bridge enzyme-like 8. Lineage: Eukaryota; Viridiplantae; Streptophyta; Magnoliopsida; Ranunculales; Papaveraceae. Bases 118 to 1743 code for a protein of 541 amino acids. The transcript has a single exon. Gene Ontology annotation, molecular function: oxidoreductase activity; FAD binding. The record is from RefSeq and is a predicted model, not a curated record.
UCUCGAUGAUUUAAGAGUUUGACACUCAAAUCUUGUUCGUCACAUUAAAAUAAAAUUACUGGAGAGUCCUAGACAAGUUAUCGACAAUAUAUAUACUGUACAUUGCUAGUCUAUACGAUGUCCUUUAUAUGUACAACAAAGCCGAUACCAGCAAAAAUGAGUAUCACAUCAUCAAACUCUUCCUUAAUCUUAAUUUCACUAUUAUUGUCUUUCUUUGUCUACCUUGAAGCUUCAAGCUCAACUCAUGGCAACUUUCUUCAAUGCCUUUAUUAUCAUUCUAAUGUUUCCAUCCCGGUCUACACCCCAAAAGAUUCUAAUUAUUCAACCAUAUUGCAAUCCACUUUGGGAAGCCUGAGACUCAAUUCAUCCGCCACUCCUAAACCUUUUUUAAUAGUAACACCUCUGACAGAAUCCCAUGUUCAAACAGCUGUGAUUUGUUCUAAAAAUCAUGGAAUUCAGAUUAAAGUUCGAAGUGGAGGUCAUGACUUUGAGGGACUUUCAUAUAUAUCAGAUGUUCCAUUCAUUAUUGUUGAUUUGUUUAAUCUCCGAGAAGUAAAUGUGGAUGUAAAGGAUAAAAUCGCAUGGGUUCAAUCUGGUGCAACCACAGGUGAACUCUAUUACAAAAUUGCAAAGAAAAGCAACACUCUCGCCUUUCCUGCAGGAAUGUGCACAACUGUAGGUAUUGGUGGGCACUUUAGUGGAGGUGGGUAUGGGUCUAUGUUAAGGAAAUACGGCACCGCAGGCGACAAUGUCAUUGAUGCCCGAAUAGUUGAUGUUCAUGGUAGAAUACUCAACAGAAAAUCUAUGGGAGAUGGCUUGUUUUGGGCCAUCAGGGGAGGGGGUGGAGGUAGCUUUGGAAUUGUCCUUUCAUGGAAGAUCAGGUUAGUUUCGGUUCCACCGACUGUAACUGUUUUUUCAGUAGGUAAAACUUUAGCAGAGCGUGCAACUUCACUGGUUCGUAAGUGGCAAAAAGUCGCACACAAACUUCCUCACGACCUCUUUAUAAUGCUCGGGGUAGGUGUAGUGGAUUCUACUCCAACAGGAAAUAAAACAAUCCUAACAACAUUUACCUCUUUGUUUCUGGGGGAUUCCAAGAAGCUUCAAACUGUGAUGAAAGAAAGAUUUCCAGAGUUGGGUUUGGAGGCUAAGGAUUGUAUCGAAAUGAGCUGGCUUAGAUCUGUACUCUUCUUAGAUGGCCUUCCUACUAAUGGUUCUAUUGAUAUUUUAGUGAAUAGGCCUCAACCGCAGUCAUACUUUAAGGUAAAAUCUGAUUACGUGAAACAACCCAUUUCACAAAUUGGGUUAGGAAAGAUAUGGGAAAGAACAUUAAAAGAUGAGCAAAACGGAAUGAUGUUUAUGCCUUAUGGUGGAAGGAUGAGUCAGAUUGCUGAAUCUGAAACUCCUUUCUCACACAGAAAUGGAACCUUAUUUAAGAUUAUAUACUUAGUAUAUUGGGAUGCAAAACAGGAUGCAACAUCUCAAAAGUAUAUUAAUCAGAUCAGAAGAAUGUACGAAUUCAUGACACCUUAUGUUUCCAAGUCUCCAAGAGAAGCAUAUGUCAAUUAUAGAGAUCUCGAUUUAGGCCAAACCAGCAAAAAUGGCACAGCUAGUUACUCACAAGCUAAGGUUUGGGGCACCAAGUACUUCAAGGAUAACUUUGACAGAUUAGUAUACGUGAAGACCAAAGUCGAUCCGGACAAUUUCUUUAGACACGAACAAAGUAUUCCGAGUAUUGCAUAUUGACGAUUUAAUUUGUAAGAGGUUGUUCUGAUUGCAUAUAUGUAUUUGUGUGAUUUUCAAAAAGAAAAAAAGUAUUUGUGUGUGCUAAUAACAAUUAUCUCAGUUAUCUCUGAGCCAUGAAUAAGAAAAGUCUGUGAUAUACUUCAAAAUCA